UGCCUAUAGCUAUAAGGUUUAGGAAUGUUUCUAAACAAGUGUUUAUUUUUCAGGUUUAAAUGGAACAUGCAAUAACUCUAGUGUACCAACAUCGACUUCAGAAAUGCCAGAUUAUUUAUUAAAAUAUGCAGCCAUUUCCUCUUUGGAGCAGCGUCAGAGUUACAAAAAUGACUUCAACGCAGAAUACAAUGAGUACAGAGACUUGCACGCCCGGAUAGAGAGGAUAACUGGACGCUUCACGCAGUUAGACUCCCAGCUGAAACAACUUUUGCAGGGCUCUGAAGAAUACAAGACGAUCCAUGAUCAAAUUUUACAGGAAUAUCGGAAAAUUAAAAAGACUAACCCCAAUUACAGCCAAGAGAAGAACCGCUGCGAAUACCUCCACAACAAACUGGCCCACAUUAAAAAACUCAUAGCAGAGUAUGACCAACAGCAGUUUUAGCUGGCGCUGAUCCGGACUGGUAGGGCAGAAACAAAGUCACGUGGAUGUUACGUUCCCUUUCCUACAGCUAGCUUCCUUUCAGAGACGAGCAUUAAUCCCUCGUGCUUGGAAGAACUCGGGGAUCGCUUCCGAU
Messenger RNA from Tinamus guttatus (white-throated tinamou), 575 nucleotides. The record is from RefSeq and is a predicted model, not a curated record. NCBI's taxonomy places the organism in Eukaryota, Metazoa, Chordata, Aves, Tinamiformes, Tinamidae.